ACGGCACACGGGCAACGCGCGAACCGCGCGCGAUCGGUUCACGACGGUGAGGUGGUGGUAGAGAGGCACGGCGAGGUGGCACGUUAGUAGUGCCCAGAGAAGCGGUGCUCGCUUGGCCGGUACGUAGCGCGCGCGAGUCUAUCUCGGGCCUUCGAGAAGCGAGCGAGCGAGCGAGCGAUUCCGGGCUCUGUCCUCGUUGCCGAUCGCGUCCUCGUCGCGGCGAUUCUCCCUCGCGAGCAGAUUCCCAGUGGAAAUACGCGGAAAACGUCGUCUUUCUUAUCCUUCGCAAAGGUUGCGCAAUCUGCGCUCGCGUCUUUGUCCUUCAACAUGGGUUAAAGCGUGUUUUUCGCGAGUGUAAUUAUUUGUCAGGUAUUAGUGACGUGACGUGACGUGACGUGACGUGACUGUUUCUCGAAGAGGCGUGUAAGUGAGAUUCUGGCAUCGACCUGGUCGUCCUUCGUUUUCUCAAGCCGGGGAAAGAGGAAGAGAGACGCAGUGGCUGAGAGAAAGAGAGAGAGAAAGAAAGAGAGAGAGAGAGAGAGGAGCGUAUUGUAUUCGAAGUUGUCGGUAUUCUAAAGUCGUCUGCUCGCAGACUGCGCUCGUGUUCAGGGCGAAUGAACUGCGCACGCCGAUGAUAGUUCUUCGGAGCGCGGCGAUGCGCGAGUAAUGAAGGAGCUACGUGAUCGACCGAGCACGACCGGCAGUGAUAGAGAGAGAGGAGAAAGAAAGAGCGAGAGAGAAAUACGUAUAUUCAACCUCGACCUCCAAGUGUCGAGUGUGUGUAGUAGCGUGCGGCACAACGACGUUGUCGUCACGUCACGCGUUUAGACGGGUGAUUCGACAAUCCAGGACGGCAAUGUCGCGAUAAGGAGCAAUUUGGCGACGGGACGAGGGGAGAGUUUUCUUUCUAGUAUUAUUUCGUAAGGCUGCAACACUGGAAACGGAGUACCUUGUAACUUACCAAAUAGCAAAUCUAUUAACCGGCGUGCAAUAAUUCCCUCACGAUUUGAUUAACGAACUUACGAAGCUCAACCUCGCAAUAGGAAGAUUCCGAAUGCAUUCAAGUGUCAUCGAGAAUUUCGCAAGCAUCAAAGCGUGUCGCAUACUCAAUGGACCGAUCGUUUCGUAAUCAAUCUCUCUGAAAACGCUUCUACUGGAAGGAAUCUUCGAUAUUACCCGCGCGGAUUCAGGACUUACGCGCUUCCAGGAUUGGAGCCCCGGCGAUCGAUUUCGGCGCAUCCGGAGCAUCGAACGCGCAACAAGUUGAGGAGAGCACGUGGUGGACAUGAUGUGCGCGCGGGUGAAUUUGAUUGAAGUAUCCGUCCUUACGUAAGACUCGGUGACGCGCGCCGCGGCGAUAACUUUUGGUCGUUGUCGUUCGACAUCAUCACUGAUAAGCAGGAGAGUCUACGAGCGAGCAGACAGAGUGGUCAGUCGACGAUCGCGAUCCGCGACGCGAACAUAUCCCGCGGAAAUUCUCGCGAACAGCUCGAUCACCGUCCGCUUAUAAUCGCAUUCUGAACAUCGAUUUUCCGCAGCGGCGAACUCGCCGGUCGAGUUUUGCGCUCCGAGAAAUUUCGGACAUCGGAUCUUCUACAUUCGAAGCAUCGCAGAUCUGUGAUGUGCAGGCGGCGUUACUUAAAGUGCUGGUGAUAAUAUAAAAGUGGCGGCGGAUCGGCGGUGUGAGGAUAUCCUUGAAGAGUUCUUGUCGCGAGCAAAAAGAGAAAAGCUGCAAAAGGAGAAUCCGGAAGAGCUGUCUUAAUUAUCAGUGCGGCGCGGCGCCAAGCGGCUUUGAAUGACCUUCGUAUUUUGUGGCUUCGUCUUCUACUCGUCCGACGAGAAGACGAGACAAAUGCCGGUCGCUUCGGAGGGCUGGAUGCCCCACCCGGGCGCCAAGAUAACCAGUUCCAUCACCACCGUCAAGGGUGCCACCAUACAGAGCACAACGACGGCCUGGAUGUCGCCCUACAGUAGGACGGCGCCGCCGGAUCGUAGUGGGCCUAACAACAACAACAAUAAUAAUAAUAACAAUAACGGUGUAGUUAUACUGGACGGAUGCAGGCCACCGGCGGCCACGACGGCCAGAAGGUUCUUCAGGUGGUUCAGCAGACUGGGACAACCGCCGAUGGGAAAGUCAGGGGUGUUGGAGAUGGCGGCCACCGAGAGCACGAUCCGAUUUAGCGGCCACACAUUGGAUAAAGCGACCAAGGCCAAGGUGACGCUAGAGAACUAUUACAGCAAUCUGAUAGCGCAGCACAUCGAACGGAAGCAGAGGUUGGCGAAGCUCGAGGAGUCCCUCAAGGAUGAGGGUCUCUCAGAGCAGCAAAAGCAGGAGAAGAGGCUGCAGCAUGCCCAGAAGGAGACCGAGUUUCUUCGGCUCAAGCGGUCUAGGCUAGGCGUUGAAGAUUUCGAGCCUCUCAAGGUUAUCGGCAGAGGUGCCUUUGGCGAGGUGAGACUCGUGCAAAAGAAGGACACCGGACACGUGUACGCGAUGAAGAUCCUUCGGAAGGCGGAUAUGCUCGAGAAGGAGCAAGUCGCGCACGUCAGAGCGGAGAGAGAUGUCCUCGUGGAAGCGGACCAUCAAUGGGUCGUAAAGAUGUACUACAGUUUCCAGGACCCUAUAAAUCUCUAUCUAAUAAUGGAGUUUCUUCCUGGCGGUGACAUGAUGACGCUGCUCAUGAAGAAGGAUACGCUUUCCGAAGAAUGCACGCAAUUUUAUAUUUCUGAAACGGCGUUAGCGAUCGACUCCAUACACAAAUUAGGUUUUAUUCAUAGAGACAUCAAGCCAGACAACCUGUUGCUGGAUGCACGGGGCCACAUAAAACUCUCUGACUUUGGGCUGUGCACGGGUCUGAAGAAGUCGCAUCGGACCGAUUUUUACCGAGACCUGAGUCAAGCGAAACCUUCUGAUUUCAUGACAUCAUGCGGGAGUGGAAGCGGCGGCGCGAUGGAUAGCAAAAGGAGAGCCGAGAGCUGGAAGAGAAACAGGAGAGCGCUGGCUUACAGCACGGUAGGCACUCCAGACUAUAUCGCGCCGGAAGUGUUCCUGCAAACAGGUUACGGACCGGCUUGCGACUGUUGGUCUCUGGGAGUUAUUAUGUACGAGAUGCUUAUAGGAUAUCCACCGUUCUGCAGUGAGAAUCCGCAGGAAACGUAUAGAAAAGUAAUGAACUGGCGUGAGACGCUGGUGUUCCCGCCGGAAGUCCCCAUUAGCGAAGAGGCUAAAGAUACGAUUAUCAGAUUUUGCUGUGAAGCCGACAGAAGAUUAGGGGCGCAAAGAGGUAUCGAGGAACUCAAGCUGGCACCCUUCUUCCGCGGUGUCGAUUGGGAGCACAUUAGAGAAAGACCAGCCGCCAUACCGGUCGAGGUGCGAUCCAUCGACGACACGUCCAACUUCGACGAGUUUCCAGAUGUGAAAUUGGAAAUACCGUCCGCACCGAUGCCACAGGACGGCGAGGUGAUAUACAAGGACUGGGUGUUCAUCAAUUACACCUUCAAGCGCUUCGAGGGUCUGACGCAACGGGGCACGCCGACCAAGAAAUAGCAACCCCUCACUUCCUGCUCGAUCACCAGCGCCGCCGCUAAUCAGCAGCCAGCUGACGUGAUCGAAAUUCCGGCCUUGGUACAUCAUCCGCAUCCGCCGUCGUCGACGGCAAUGGCGCGCACGGCGGACGGCUGACCUAUCUCGCUCCCGAGCGCGAUUCGAGCCACUCUUAUUUGUAUAUACGUGAUGAGCACGGGUUGUCAUGAAUAAGCGCGACAUUAUCACGACGAAUAUCGACGAUCACGACUAAGCGGCGACGAGCGCGGCCAGCCAGGCAGACAGAUACGAGAGAGUAUAGUGGAUAGGUAAGGUGCACAAUAUACAAACGUCGCGCGUCCACGCAUGCGUCGACGGUGACGCGGCGCGCGUGAUAAGGCGACGCGAACGAAGUCUUUCGUUGUGUGACUCACGGUGUGCAUCCUCGUGCAUCCUCAUCGAGAAGCAUCAUUCGAUACUUGCGUGCCGCGGAAGAGGCGCUUUUGUGCGAAGCGUAGCAUAAUCAGCUCUCUGUGGUAAUGGUAUUAAACGGAGACGAUCGGAGGGAGCCUCGGUUCCGUGGUCCUCACAACUCACUUGCCUUUUAGUUGUCUCUGCGACGCGCGUCAAAAUGGAAUUUUACUGGGGGAAAAUAUAUUUGUCAAAAGUAAUGUGUGCGGCUAAGCUCUCGAAUCAAGCUCUCUUUCCCUUCUCUUUCUUUCUCGCUCUUUUCCACCUUCCUUUCUUUAACUUUCUCUCUAUUUCAAACAUUAUAUUUAUAAUUAACUCUCUGUGAUAUGUGAAGUUGUUGAAAAUCUCUGCUAUAUUUCGGACCUUCUUAUCUGUUGGUGGUUACUAUGUUUUUAUUGAUGUUAUAUAUAU
Messenger RNA from Linepithema humile (Argentine ant), 4402 nucleotides. It is a transcript of the gene trc, whose product is annotated as Serine/threonine-protein kinase tricornered. Lineage: Eukaryota; Metazoa; Arthropoda; Insecta; Hymenoptera; Formicidae. The record is from RefSeq and is a predicted model, not a curated record. Gene Ontology annotation, molecular function: protein serine/threonine kinase activity; ATP binding. Gene Ontology annotation, biological process: intracellular signal transduction; peptidyl-serine phosphorylation.